Messenger RNA from Daktulosphaira vitifoliae (grape phylloxera), 1094 nucleotides. Its product is annotated as macro domain-containing protein CT2219-like. The record is from RefSeq and is a predicted model, not a curated record. Lineage: Eukaryota; Metazoa; Arthropoda; Insecta; Hemiptera; Phylloxeridae. The transcript has 8 exons. Bases 27 to 662 code for a protein of 211 amino acids.
CAAUAGUGGCCAUUUAUAGUAUAAAUAUGGCUUUGAAGAUUUCAGAAAUAUUAACUUGGACUGAAUACUUCAAAAAAACUUUGUAUAAUCAGAUAAAACCAGUUUUUACAGAGUCAGUGUCUAAUGUCAAACCAAGUUAUAAUGAUGAAUUGAAUAAUAAAGUAUCAUUGUUGAAAACAGACAUCACAAAGUUAGAAAUUGAUGCUAUUGUUAAUGCAGCUAAUAAAACAUUACUUGGUGGAAGUGGAGUUGAUGGAGCCAUUCACAAAGCUGCUGGCCCACAACUUAAAGAAGAAUGCAAGACGUUGAAGGGUUGUGAGACUGCAGAAGCAAAAAUAACUAAAGGUUAUAAUCUUCCAGCAAAACAUGUAAUACAUACUGUUGGUCCUAUUGGAGAGAACUCAUUUUUAUUAAAAUUGGCAUAUGAAAAUUGUUUAAAAGUUUGUAGAGAAAAUAAUUUAAGAACAAUUGCUUUUCCAUGUAUAUCAACUGGAGUUUAUGGAUACCCUCAAGAAAAAGCAUGUCAAAUUGCCUUACAAACUGUAAGAAACUUUUUGGAGAGUAACCAUACCUCAGUGGAACGCAUAAUUUUUGUUGUUUUUUUGAAAGAAGAUGAAACAUUUUAUGAAAAAUAUUUGCAAUUUUUUUUUCCUAUUGAGUAAUAUUAUAUAUAUGAAAAUACAUGUCUAAUUUUUACAACUAUAUGUGCUAUGGUAAUGAAUUGUUAUUGUUAAUUGCAAAAGAUUUUUUGUACCAACUUUUUUUUUAACUAAAAUUGUUAGACAUUUUCAGUUUUUUUUACAAACAAAAUUAAACUUGCAUAUGAAUAGAUAUCUGUGUAAGAGAGUCUUCAUUUGAAAAGAUAUUUUAUCAAUGAUAAUGUUUGUUAUUACUUAUUAAAAUAUUUUAGUUUAACUUGCAGAGCUUUGAAAUUAAAGUAAUUUUAAUGUUUUUUUUUAAAUAAUUUGGCUGUUAUUUUGUAAUUACUUAUAUUAAUCAAAUUUUAAUUAAUACAGAUAGAAUUGUAUUAUGAUUCAUUAGCAAAUAUCACAGCUCAUGCAAUAAAGCCAGGAAACAAAAUCUACUGCAUUAAA